AUGCAGGAGGAAGGAAGAAGGAGGCAGGAGGGAGGAGGCAGGAGGAAGGAAGAAGGAGGCAGCAGGAAGGAAGGAGGAGGUAGAAGGAAGGAGGCAGGAGGAAGGAAGAAGGAGGCAGGAGGGAGGAGGCAGGAGGAAGGAAGAAGGAGGCAGGAGGGAGGAGGCAGGAGGAAGGAAGAACGAGGCAGGAGGGAGGAGGCAGGAGGUAGGAAGAAGGAGGCAGGAGAAAGGAAGGAGGAGGUAGAAGGAAGGAGGCAGGAGGAAGGAAGAAGGAGGCAGGAGGGAGGAGGCAGGAGGAAGGAAGAAGGAGGCAGGAGGGAGGAGGCAGGAGGAAGGAAGAAGGAGGCAGCAGGAAGGAGGCAGGAGGAAGGAAGAAGGAGGCAGGAGAAAGGAAGGAGGAGGAGGAAGGAAGAAGGAGGCAGCAGGAAGGAGGCAGGAGGAAGGAAGAAGGAGGCAGGAGAAAGGAAGGAGGAGGAAGGAAGAAGGAGGCAGGAGGGAGGAGGCAGGAGGAAGGAAGAAGGAGGCAGGAGGGAGGAGGCAGGAGGAAGGAAGAAGGAGGCAGGAGAAAGGAAGGAGGAGGUAGAAGGAAGGAGGCAGGAGGAAGGAAGGAGGAGGAAGGAAGGAGGAGUUCUAUCAACACUGCUCCUUCUCACCUCCUUCUCACCUCCUGCUCCUUCUCACCUCCUGCUCCUUCUCACCUCCUUCUCACCUCCUGCUCCUUCUCACCUCCUUCUCACCUCCUGCUCCUUCUCACCUCCUGCUCCUUCUCACCUCCUGUUCCUUCUCACCUCCUUCUCACCUCCUGCUUCUUCUCACCUCCUGCUCCUUCUCACCUCCUUCUCACCUCCUGCUCCUUCUCACCUCCUUCUCACCUCCUGCUCCUUCUCACCUCCUUCUCACCUCCUGCUCCUUCUCACCUCCUUCUCACCUCCUGCUCCUUCUCACCUCCUUCUCACCUCCUGCUCCUUUUCACCUCCUUCUCACCUCCUGUUCCUUCUCACCUCCUUCUCACCUCCUGCUCCUUCUCACCUCCUUCUCACCUCCUGUUCCUUCACACCUCCUUCUCUCACCUCCUGCUCCUUCUCACCUCCUGCUCCUUCUCACCUCCUUCUCACCUCCUGCUCCUUCUCACCUCCUUCGCACCUCCUGCUCCUUCUCACCUCCUUCUCACCUCCUGCUCCUUCUCACCUCCUUCUCACCUCCUGUUCCUUCUCACCUCCUGCUCCUUCUCACCUCCUGCUCCUUCUCACCUCCUGCUCCUUCUCACCUCCUUCUCACCUCCUGUUCCUUCUCACCUCCUUCUCACCUCCUGCUCCUUCUCACCUCCUGCUCCUUCUCACCUCCUUCUCACCUCCUGCUCCUUCUCACCUCCUGUUCCUUCUCACCUCCUGCUCCUUCUCACCUCCUGCUCCUUCUCACCUCCUUCUCACCUCCUGCUCCUUCUCACCUCCUGCUCCUUCUCACCUCCUGCUCCUUCUCACCUCCUUCUCACCUCUUGUCCUUCUCACCUCCUUCUCACCUCCUGCUCCUUCUCACCUCCUGCUCCUUCUCACCUCCUUCUCACCUCCUGCUCCUUCUCACCUCCUGCUCCUUCUCAUCUCCUUCUCACCUCCUGCUCCUUCUCACCUCCUUCUCACCUCCUGUUCCUUCUCACCUCCUGCUCCUUCUCACCUCCUUCUCACCUCCUGCUCCUUCUCACCUCCUUCUCACCUCCUGUUCCUUCUCACUCUACCUUCUCACCUCCUUCUCACCUCCUGCUCCUUCUCACCUCCUUCUCACCUCCUGCUCCUUCUCACCUCCUUCUCACCUCCUGCUCCUUCUCACCUCCUUCUCACCUCCUGCUCCUUCUCACCUCUUCUCACCUCCUGCUCCUUCUCACCUCCUUCUCACCUCCUGCUCCUUCUCACCUCCUUCUCACCUCCUGCUCCUUCUCACCUCCUUCUCACCUCCUGUUCCUUCUCACCUCCUUCUCACCUCCUGCUCCUUCUCACCUCCUUCUCACCUCCUGCUCCUUCUCACCUCCUUCUCACCUCCUGCUCUUCUCACCUCCUGCUCCUUCUCACCUCCUUCUCACCUCCUGCUCCUUCUCACCUCCUUCUCACCUCCUGCUCCUUCUCACCUCCUGCUCCUUCUCACCUCCUUCUCACCUCCUGCUCCUUCUCACCUCUUCUCACCUCCUGCUCCUUCUCACCUCCUUCUCACCUCCUGCUCCUUCUCUCCCCUCCUUCUCACUCCUCCUGCUCCUUCUCACCUCCUUCUCACCUCCUUCUCACCUCCUGCUCCUUCUCACCUCCUGCUCCUUCUCACCUCCUUCUCACCUCCUGCUCCUUCUCACCUCCUGCUCCUUCUCACCUCCUUCUCACCUCCUGCUCCUUCUCACUUCUCACCUCCUUCUCACCUCCUGCUCCUUCUCACCUCCUUCUCACCUCCUGCUCCUUCUCACCUCCUGCUCCUUCUCACCUCCUGUUCCUUCUCACCUCCUUCUCACCUCCUGCUCCUUCUCACCUCCUUCUCACCUCCUGCUCCUUCUCACCUCCUUCUCACCUCUGCUCCUUCUCACCUCCUGCUCCUUCUCACCUCCUGCUCCUUCUCACCUCCUGUCUCCUUUCUCACCUCCUGCUCCUUCUCACCUCCUGCUCCUUCUCACCUCCUUCUCUCUCCCUCCUUCUCACCUCCUGCUCCUUCUCACUCCUUCUCACCUCCUGCUCCUUCUCACCUCCUGCUCCUUCUCACCUCCUGCUCCUUCUCACCUCCUUCUCACCUCCUUCUACCUUCUCACUCUCCUUCUCACCUCCUCACCCCUCCUUCUCACCUCCUUCUCACCUCCUGCUCCUUCUCACCUCCUGCUCCUUCUACCUCCUUCUCACCUCCUGCUCCUUCUCCCUCCUCUCCUCUCACCUCUGUCCUUCUCACUCUCACCUGCUCCUUCUCACCUCCUUCUCACCUCCUGCCUUCUCUCCUCUCACCUCCUGUCUCCUUCUCACCUCCUUUCUCCUUCUCACCUCCUGUCCUUCUCACUUCUCCCUCUCUCCUUCUCACCUCCUUUCUCACCUCCUGCUCCUUCUCAUCUCCUUCUCACCUCCUCCCUCCUCUCACUCCUUCUCACCUCCUGUCUCUCCUUCUCACUCUGCUCCUUCUCACUCCUUCUCACCUCCUGCUCCUCUCACUCUCUCCCUCCUCUCCUCCCUCCUUCUCACCUCCUGCUCCUUCUCACCUCCUUCUCACCUCCUGCUCCUUCUCACCUCCUUCUCACCUCCUGCUCCUUCUCACCUCCUUCUCACCUCCUGUUCCUUCUCACCUCCUUCUCACCUCCUGCUCCUUCUCACCUCCUUCACACCUCCUGCUCCUUCUCACCUCCUUCUCCUCCUCCUCACCUCCUUCUCACCUCCUUCUCCCUCUCACCUCCUUCUCCUCCCUCCUUCUCACUCCCUCCUUCUCACCUCCUUCUCACCUCCUUCUCACCUCCUUCUCACCUCCUGCUCCUUCUCACCUCCUUCUCACCUCCUGCUCCUUCUCACCUCCUGCUCCUUCUCACCUCCUUCUCACCUCCUGCUCCUUCUCACCUACUUCUCACCUCCUGCUCCUUCUCACCUCCUUCUCACCUCCUUCUCACCUCCACCACCACCAGGGAGAAAUGAAAACAAACAAGUCACUUCCAACGGUCCAUUCGAAGACGCCAAGGCUUCUCAAUCAGUGGAGCGCGUUCUCUCUCCUCAGUGA
This is a messenger RNA of Knipowitschia caucasica, 3720 nucleotides long. The record is from the annotation of a GenBank genome assembly. Lineage: Eukaryota; Metazoa; Chordata; Actinopteri; Gobiiformes; Gobiidae.